Coccinella septempunctata (seven-spotted ladybird) is the source of this 1615-nucleotide messenger RNA. It is a transcript of the gene Gbeta13F, whose product is annotated as guanine nucleotide-binding protein subunit beta-1. The transcript is spliced from 7 exons. The coding region runs from base 322 to 1344 and encodes 340 amino acids. The record is from RefSeq and is a predicted model, not a curated record. NCBI's taxonomy places the organism in Eukaryota, Metazoa, Arthropoda, Insecta, Coleoptera, Coccinellidae. Gene Ontology annotation, molecular function: protein binding; signaling receptor complex adaptor activity. Gene Ontology annotation, biological process: G protein-coupled receptor signaling pathway. Gene Ontology annotation, cellular component: heterotrimeric G-protein complex; cytoplasm.
AAUCGUUAUUUCGUACUCAACGAAUGAGCAAGGCCACCGGUUUCCGCGCACCGCACCCAAAUCAUAUCGUUUGAGAAGUGAGGGAUAAAAAAAAUAGGAUUUUUGGUAUUUGGCUUGGUGCUGUAGUGCCGUUUUUCUAAUGUAUGCAUCUAAGAACUUUUGUGUAUGUUAGUUUUCGAUGGAUUAGUGACAUUUUAUGAAUAUAAGCGUAUGUAUUCGUGAUUUGGUGAACGUUACAUUAGGAUAGCGCAGUCUGGACCUUUUGGCUCGUCUUUGAAAUCUUUCCGGAAGUGAUCCUGAUUUCUAGCGAGCAAUCACAGUAUGAACGAACUGGAUUCUCUCAGACAAGAAGCAGAGACCUUGAAGAAUGCUAUCAGAGAUGCUAGGAAGGCAGCAUGUGAUACCAGCCUCGUGCAGGCAACUGCUAGCCUCGAGCCAAUCGGCCGAGUGCAGAUGCGGACGAGAAGAACACUCAGAGGUCACUUGGCCAAGAUAUACGCCAUGCACUGGGGUUCGGAUUCCAGAAAUUUGGUUUCUGCCUCGCAAGACGGCAAACUCAUAGUAUGGGACAGUCAUACUACCAAUAAAGUUCAUGCAAUCCCUCUCAGGUCUUCUUGGGUUAUGACCUGUGCAUAUGCUCCUUCAGGAAGCUAUGUCGCUUGCGGAGGGCUGGACAACAUAUGUUCUAUCUAUAGCCUGAAAACGAGAGAGGGCAAUGUUAGAGUUAGCAGAGAACUUCCAGGUCACACAGGUUAUUUGUCAUGUUGUCGAUUCCUCGACGACAACCAGAUUGUAACCAGCUCAGGUGAUAUGAGCUGUGCUUUGUGGGAUAUUGAGACAGGUCAACAAGUUACAUCCUUCUUAGGUCACACAGGUGAUGUAAUGUCAUUAUCGCUAGCACCAGACAUGCGCACCUUCGUUUCCGGUGCUUGUGAUGCUUCCGCCAAAAUGUGGGACAUCAGAGACGGAGUUUGUAAACAAACCUUCCCAGGACAUGAAUCAGACAUAAACGCCGUCACAUUUUUCCCUAAUGGGUACGCGUUCGCAACAGGUAGUGAUGACGCCACGUGUCGUUUGUUCGACAUAAGGGCAGAUCAAGAACUGGCGAUGUACAGUCACGACAACAUCAUCUGCGGUAUAACGAGCGUCGCAUUCAGUAAAUCUGGUAGAUUACUGUUGGCAGGUUACGACGAUUUCAAUUGCAACGUGUGGGAUUCUAUGAAAACGGAAAGAGCAGGAAUACUAGCAGGCCACGACAACAGAGUAAGCUGUUUAGGUGUAACCGAAAACGGUAUGGCAGUGGGAACAGGUUCGUGGGACAGUUUUCUGCGUAUUUGGAACUAGACAACCUGUUGAAAAGCAACAAAGGUUCUUUUUCCACCCACAUCACACUGAUGAUGAUUCAUUUGAUAUAUUUUCUCAGCAUUUAUACAAUUCGAUGGGUAGUUUCAUUAGUGUGCUUCAUCAUUUCAUGUCUCAUCUUGUUGAACGAAUAUAAAUAUCCUUGUAUGAAUUUUAUAAUUUAUUAUUCGUCAAAUGUAUGUACUGUUUUCAUUUGAUUAUUUGAAAAAAUUGUAAUUAUUAUUUUAAAAUUUAUAAAUGACUUUAUUUAAUA